This is a messenger RNA of Papilio machaon (common yellow swallowtail), 1268 nucleotides long. RefSeq names its product CLIP domain-containing serine protease 2-like. Lineage: Eukaryota; Metazoa; Arthropoda; Insecta; Lepidoptera; Papilionidae. Gene Ontology annotation, molecular function: serine-type endopeptidase activity. The transcript has 7 exons. Gene Ontology annotation, biological process: proteolysis. The record is from RefSeq and is a predicted model, not a curated record. The annotation marks the transcript as partial.
CAAAUAUAGCUGCAAAAACAAUUGCGGCCUACCUUUAUUUUCAAACAGAAUGAAAUCUCUAAAAUAUGCGGAACGACACAAAAAUCUCAUAACCGAUUGUUUGGGUGAUGAUUGUAUAAAAUUAAUUCUUCACUUAUUUAACUCAACAGAAUUUGUUGUACGAUAUUGCAUUCGUUGUUAGGUCGAUUACAAAGCGUACAUUUAAUGGUGCAAGGAACAAUGUGGAACUAAUCGCUUCUCAUCGCUUCGUCUGACCCAGUCGCAUAAGAAUGAGGUGGGUGAGAGAACGUUAGCAGGCAUGAACUUCUGCCGAAAGGACACGUCAUAGCAAAUUAAGUAUUUGGUAUUAGUAACGUAAAUUGACUUCAAAAAUGGGUAUAAUUUACUGGGAUUGCAUACUUAUAAUUAUAACGAUCUUGAGACACUCAUCGGGUGACACAUGGCAAGAAGUCGCCAGUCAUCCAUCAUGGAGAAAGUUGGAAGCAUUCGAGUGCGGCUACAGCGCCGCUGACCGCAUCAUCGGCGGUCUCAAUGCAGCGCUCGGACAGUUCCCAUGGAUCUUACGACUUGGAUAUACCCUGGAGGGCGAAGAAGAUCUGGACUGGAUGUGCGGCGGCGUGCUGGUGACGGACAAGCACGUGGUGACCGCAGCACACUGCGUGAAGACGGCAGACGACGGCAUUAAAUUGGUGUCAAUACGCGCGGGUGAGUAUGACGCUCGGACGGAUCCCGACUGUCAGCUGGGCGUGUGCGCGCCACCGCUCCAAGACCGCCGGGUGAGAGCCAUCCGCAGCCACGCCAGUUUCAAUAAGCCCCCCUUCCACAACGACAUUGCUGUUAUUGAGUUAGAUUCACCGUUUGACUUGAAUGACUAUGUGGCCCCGAUCUGCCUGCCGCAGCGAGACCAGUUAACGGAGUUACGAUUGGGCGAACUGGUGACGGUGGCGGGCUGGGGCAAAACGAACAUGUCCACGGACCAGCGCGCUGACAUUCUACAAUUUGUUUCGUUGCCAGUGCUAAAGCCAGAGUCUUGUAGUUUCUUCGGCAAAGGAUUUAAAGUAGAGAAGUCAGAAAUAUGUGCGGGCUCACAGCGGAACAAAGACGCGUGCGGCGGAGAUUCAGGCGGCCCACUUAUGAAAAUCUUCGAUACGGCAGAAGGACCAAAAAGUUUCCUCGUUGGUGUGGUAUCGUUCGGACCGACAGUUUGCGGAAUUAAAAAGCCAGGCGUUUACACAUCUGUACCAUAUUUCUUAAAAUGGAUUUUAGAU